This is a messenger RNA of Sinocyclocheilus rhinocerous, 344 nucleotides long. RefSeq names its product F-box only protein 3-like. NCBI's taxonomy places the organism in Eukaryota, Metazoa, Chordata, Actinopteri, Cypriniformes, Cyprinidae. The record is from RefSeq and is a predicted model, not a curated record. Gene Ontology annotation, cellular component: cytoplasm. Bases 45 to 344 code for a protein of 99 amino acids. The transcript is spliced from 3 exons.
CUUGUCUUCUUGUGUAUUACAGCCCUUCUUGCUAGCUCUCAUUCAUGUUUUCUUCACAGGAUCAACUGGCACAAGAUCCCUCUGCAAUUGACAUGUUCAUUACGGGUUCUAACUUUACUGAGUGGUUUACUUCCUAUGUUGACAAUGUUGUAACAGGAGAAUACUCCAUCAUUCGGGACCAGAUCUUCAGGUAUGUUCAUGACAAGCGCUGUGUGGCAACCACUGGUGACAUCACAGUAUCGGUCUCUACCUCCUUCCUGCCAGAGCUCAGUUCAGUCCAUCCGCCACACUUUUUCUUCACCUAUAGAAUCAGGUACUGCAUAAAUCCACACACAUUAUUUUGA